Molecule: messenger RNA, 4263 nt
Organism: Plasmodium gonderi
Lineage: Eukaryota; Apicomplexa; Aconoidasida; Haemosporida; Plasmodiidae
Exons: 1
Coding region: 1-4263 (1420 amino acids)
Biological process (GO): positive regulation of kinase activity; phosphatidylinositol biosynthetic process
Cellular component (GO): endosome membrane; PAS complex
Source: RefSeq, a predicted model, not a curated record
AUGUUUCUCAACUUAAUUAAAGGUCUCGAAAAAAACGAGGCCAAUGAUGAUGUCAUAAAUUUAAGUAUCCAGAAAUUGCUAGCGGAUAAAGCAUAUGAAAAGAGAAAAAAGGGCGCACAAGAACUUGCAGAGGUGGUAAAAAUUUUGUUAAUGAAAGAAAAAGAGGAUGAACAAGUGCUGGUUGAUUAUAUGUUAAAUGAGUAUGAACAAGAUGUAGGGGUUAUAAAGGACUUCAACAAUUUUAUUCAUAAAGAUAUUCAUAUGAUUGACAAAACAUACUCUCAACCCGAUGGAGAUAUAAAGAACAAUGAAAUAUACUUUAAGUAUUAUGACGAUCAGGAAGUAAACAGGGAAAACAAAGCUCAUGUCGAUGGUGGAUCACAAUUGGAUUCAACACCCCAUGUGGACGAAUCAGAGAAAAAGAGUCUUAUGAAAAUUUCUCAAAAAAACUCAAAAGGAUCAACUGUAGACGGAUUACAGAACCAACCAAAUGGUGAUAAGACGAAAAUAAAUUGCGAUUCAAACAAUGUAGAACAGAACAAUCGGAUAGAGGAAAAAAAGAAUAUAGAACUAGAUAGAUAUAAUAACUUGUAUAAAGAACAACCUAGUGAAGAAAAACUCAUUAUGGGUUCAGAAAUAAUAAAGAAGCUUCUUCUUGAUAAGUGCAAAGAAAAUUGUGACAUAGAUGCAUUGUUGAUGAAAUCGAAUGCGUUUAGUAAUAAGUAUGAUAAAAACAUGAUCACAUUAACACAUAUCGAAAUGAACAAAAUGGAGAAAAAAAGAAAGAAAACAUUAAAUAACAUUUUACAUGAACAUGAAAUACAUAUCGAAAAUGUCACGAGUAAAUAUCAAAAUAAAAAUGUGCUCAAUAUAAUAAACCUUUUAGAUGAAAAAUUCAUUCAAAGUAUAAAUCCAGCAAAGAGAUGUGGAGGACUCAUAGCAUUGGCCUUUAUUUCCAUCAGUAUGAAUACACAAAUUAAAUUUUAUUUUUCAGAAAUUUUGAAACUUAUUAUAUCAUGUGUUAACGAUCCUGAUUCAAAGGUUAGAUAUUAUGUAUGUGAAAGUUUAUAUAACCUUUGUAAGAUAUCAAAAAGUGUGAUAUUCGAUUAUAUAGAAGAUAUAUUUGAUUGUCUGCUUCGAAUAUUUUCAGAUACUUGUCCAAAUGUUAAAAGUGGUGCCAUGUUUCUUGAUAAUUUAUUAAAAGAUUUAACUUGUUCAUAUAACAACAUAUUUAAUAUUUACAAAAUAAUUUACAUAUUGAAAGAAAGAAUAAGUAUAGAAAAUUCUAAUGCAAGGUAUGUCAUCAUUUCGUGGUUAUUUCUUUUUCAAAAUAUAUCGACUGUUAAUAUAUUUGAUUAUUUCCAUUUUUUUAUUAGAGAUCUUUUUUUAAUGUUAUCAGAUCAGAAUAAUGAUAUACAAAAACAAGUGAAUCAAUGUCUUGAUUUAUAUAUAGAUAAAAUUAUUACAUCAAAUUAUGAUCAGGUCAGGUUAUUUUUUAAGCAUAUUGCACAUAUCUUUCUUGAAUUUUCUACCAAUCAAAAUACAAUCAUUAAACAUAAAUGUCUUCUAUGGAUAUAUCAUUUUAUACAUAUUUUAAAUAUCCAUUUUUAUAACAUAUUCAAAACACGUCAAAAAAAUAAUUUUUUUAUAACCGAAUUGGUGAAGAAAAUUAUUUCUUCUACAUCCGAUGUACAUUUUGAUAUUCAUUAUACAGCUAGAAAAUGUAACGAACUUUUGAUAAGUUAUAUCAAAUUCUCUUCCAUGCAAUCUGCACAUCUUAUAACAAAACUUGUUUGCACAAUUAUUAACACCAAGGUGAAUAAAAUGACCGAGUACAUUUCUGAACGGAAGAAAAAUAAUGGUACUACACACAAAAUGAAUCAAAAAAAAAAACAAGCAUUCCAGGUGGAAAAAUUAGCAAAACAGUACACCAAUCAUAUUGGAAAGACAAGGAUAGAACCUGGGAAGCAUCAUUUCCACAAUUUGAGAACGGUGAAUGAGAUGGUUUUGCACAAAGGGUUCAAAUUGAAACCCGUGCCUCCAGCACAAGGGCGCGCAUUGCACAAGGGAGAGGCGGACGAAUCGGACGAAUCGAAUGAAGCAAAUAAAUCGGAUGAAUCAAAUGAAGCAAAUAAAUCGGACGAAUCGAAUGAAGCAAAUAAAUCGGAUGAAUCGAAUGCAUCGGAUGAAGCAAAUAAAUCAGAUGAAGCAAAUAAAUCGGAUGCAUAUGUGCUGGAUGAAGAAGUAGAUAUGGAAGAACUCGCAGAGGAGGACUUGGCGAAAAAAACAGAACCCAGUUGUAGAGAUGAAGAGAGAGAAACACAUGCAACUUCAGGCAAAAAAGGGGAAUGCACGAACUGUUACAUGGGUGAAGAAAGUAAUUCGUGCAGGCAUGACUCGUACAAGUUGUUCUACAAGGAUGGGAACUUAUCAGAUGAGAUGAAAAGGAAGGUGCAAAAGAAAGAAGUUCAGGAAGGAGCAAAGUUUGACAAUCGACAAGACGGAAAAAUGACAAGUGAGUAUGCUCCCAGUGAGGAACAGAGAAAUAAGAACCCACAGGGGAACGAUAAAUUGAAAUUUCCCGAGAAACAUCAAUCACUUAUGAACGAAUUGAAAGAAAAGAAAAUUCUAUUAAGAGAUAUUGGUAAAAGUGAAGCUUAUUACAUAAAUAGACUUUCCAAUCGAGCAGAAAAUCUCGGAUGCCCAAACGACACUCACACAGAAGAAGAGAGGAAGGUGCGACAAGUAGAACCUGGGAAAAAAACACACGCAUCUGGAUUGUAUGGAAUUGGGUCAGCAAAUGUUGUUGCAAAUGUGGGUGAAAAAAAUGCUUCAAGUACACUCGCGAUUGGGCAUACAUCGAAGGUUAGAGAUGGAGAAAUAAAUGAAGAAGGUGAAGAAAUGAAUGAAGAAGAUGAAGAAAUCUUUCACGAUAAUCUUGAAAAAAGAAAUAUGUACCCUGUGAUCAUGUGCCUACAAUGGCUUAUCGAAAUGCUAAUAUACAAAAGUGAGGAAAUAAAAAAAGAUUAUGAUGAAAUAAUUACUUGUGUAUUUAAAUGUUUAAAAAAUAAUGACAAGCAAGUUGUCUUACUAUCACUAACAGUUUUAUCUGCUAUGUGCUCUACGGUUGAUAAUAAAUUUCAUUUUUAUGAACACGUAAGUAAUAAUUUGAUAAUGUUAUUUAGGAACGAUGAAGAGUUACUAAUACAUAAAGGAAAAACCAUUGUGCAACAUAUAUCUCGAUGUUUGAAUAACAAGAAGUUUUUUGCAUAUAUAUCUUAUGCCUUAAUUAGUGAAGAAAAGCUAUCUUUUGUUACAAAAUUUAUUCAAGUGUUAAAUUGGAUAUUAUUAACAUCAGAUGAAACUAAAUUUUUAAGAAACAUUCUUUUUUUAAAAAAAUACUAUUCUUUAUUUUCCCUCAUAUUGAUAGCAUGGUUGAAAAGUCCCAUAUCUGCCAUUUCUUUUCUUUUAUGGUUACAGAAAUAUAAAUUGGCUUAUCACAUUUGUUCCUAUUUGACCUUAUUAAAUAUAAAUUCGGAUUUUCUGCAUCAGUUAGAUAAUUUAAUAUUUUUGUUAGAAUCUCCAAUCUUUUCAAAACAAAGAAUCCAUUUAGUGUAUCCACACAAUUAUCCAUUUUUAAUUAAGUCCCUUAUGAUACUCUCUUUAAUGUUACCUUUGAAUACGUCUAAUAAUAUUCUUCAAAAGAGGCUUCAAAUUUCUCAACUGUCCAUUCUGACGAAUGAUAAAAAAUUAUUUCAUUUCUUUGACAUGCACAACCACAAUGGCUUGUUGCAUGAACAUUUAGAUGAAGAAAUAGAUGACCAUCCCUUUAGCUUAGCCAGCACUGACGAACGGCACCUUUGCACUCAUCCAGAACGGGCAAAACCAAACUCAGCAGAGGCAAAGCCAUACCCAGCAGAGGCAAAGCCAGACCGUGUACCUAUUCCACAGAAAAAAAAAAAAAACGAUUCAUAUGAGAUGCAUUACACAAAACACAAAAUUGAUCAGAUGCAAGAAUUACUAAAAAUGGAGGAGGAAGAACAAAAAAAAGAAUAUAGCCUUAUUGAAAUAAAAGAAGACGAGAAACUGAAUGAAGAAAAUAAGUGGAACGAAAGAUAUAGCUACCUCUUGAAUGAAGUGAAAAAAAAGUUGGAAACAGAAGGAUUGCUCAGCCAAAGCGAUGAUGAUGAUGAAUGCACACAUUUUGUAAACAUUUUCAAGAUUACCCUACGCAAUAGUGACAUAAUUAAAUAUUAUGUCUAA